Molecule: messenger RNA, 3351 nt
Organism: Punctularia strigosozonata HHB-11173 SS5
Lineage: Eukaryota; Fungi; Basidiomycota; Agaricomycetes; Corticiales; Punctulariaceae
Exons: 16
Coding region: 1-3351 (1116 amino acids)
Biological process (GO): DNA repair; mitotic sister chromatid cohesion
Cellular component (GO): nucleus; chromatin
Source: RefSeq, a predicted model, not a curated record
AUGGUUGCCCAAACGCGAGGGGCUAACCAGUCUAGUCCGCACAAGUUGAAGUUCAGAGACAAGCUCGUCGGAAAAGGGCUUUCGACGGAUGCUCUGCUCAAGAAGCUCAAGGGACUUCAGCAGGAGCUCAAGGAUAUGGAUCAGGCUCAUGUUGAUGUAUCCUCGCUACAUGUUGUUCGCAAGGAGCUCAUCCACAGCACCAUCUUCUUGCAUCGGGAUCAAGGCGUCAAGGCGUACGCCGCGUGUUGUCUUGCCGAUAUCUUGCGCCUCUACGCGCCGGAUGCCCCAUAUACUCAGAACGAACUCCGGGAUAUCUUUCAGUUCUUCUUUCAGCAGCUCGAAAAGUAUCUGAAGGGUCAGGACUCUCCCUACUACGACCAGUAUUUCCACCUCUUAGAUUCACUGUCCACCGUCAAGAGCGUUGUACUUGUAUGCGACCUCCCCGAAGCUGACGACCUCAUCGUGACCGUAUUUCGCCAUUUCUUCGCGAUCGUGCGCCGCGACUUGCCACAAAAUCUGAGGAUGCAUAUGGCGGACAUACUCGUCGCGCUCACCGACGAAUCCACCACCGUCCCGUCUGGCGUCAUAGAGAUCCUCAUGGCACAGUUUACGGAUAAAAACGCACGCUCGGAUCAACCAGCCUACCAGAUGGCGGUCAACGUAUGCAACGCCACUGCAGACAAGCUUCAGCGGCACGUAUGCCAGUACUUCACCGAUAUUAUCACCGCUCGUCCAACAGAGGAAGACGAGGAAGCCGAUUACACUGAAAUCGAGGCCGCGCACGCUCUCGUUAAGCGGCUCAAUCGGUCUUGUCCCGCAUUACUGCACAACGUCGUGCCCCAAUUGGAGGAGGAAAUGCGCGUAGCGGACAUCAAAUUGCGUGUGAUGGCGACGCAGGUCCUGGGGGAGAUGUUCGCGGAGAAACGGGGCGCGGACUUAAUGAGAAAAUACCCAACGACUUGGGCAGCGUGGCUUGGACGGCACAAAGACAAGUCUUCGACUGUCCGCCAGGUAUUCGUGGAGGCCACGAAAGGGCUGAUCCAGAAUCUACCGGAAUCACGCGAGAGUCUCGAAGAGGUCCUUGCUUCCAAGUUGUACGACCCAGACGACAAAGUUCGCACCGCCGUAUGCAAGAUAUAUGGCCAGCUCGACUACGAGACGGCUCUUCACCAUGUUUCUGAGAAUCAAUUACGCACAGUUGUUGGACGAGGUUUGGAUAAAAAGCAUCCGGUACGCCUUGCUGCCUCCACCACGGCCGGAAAGCUCUGGAUAUUGGCGUACCCCGAGAUGUACGUUUCUCUACCGGAUAACGGAGAUCCAGCAGCCAUCCGGCAUUUCUCUUGGAUUCCUCAAGCCGUCUGCGACAUGUUCGCCAACACUGAUGCUCGUUCUGCUGCGGAGAAUGCAUUGUCAGAAUACAUAUUUCCUUUACCCACAGCAAGCGCGAAUGAGAAGGGGAAAGAUGCUGGCAUAGACGAAGGCGUGUGGACAGACAAGUUACUCACAACGAUGAGAUUCUUGGACGACAAAGGGAUCAAAUCAAUGAUCAAUUUCACGGGUAUCAAGCACUCGCGACCCACCGUGUACGAGGGAUUCCUGCAAGCUUGUAUCGAGAAUAACGGGGGUGUGAUCGACGAAGACGAGGAGAAAGUUGUCAAGAAACUCGCGAACAUCAUAAAACGGAUCUCAGGGACGUUUCCGGACACGCAGAAAGCUGCAGACGAUCUGCACACAUUUGCCAAGUUGAACGAAGGACGAUUGUACAAACAUCUUAAGGCUUGUAUGGACCCUCAGACAGAUCUCAAAGGUCUUGUGAAAGCCACAACCGAAUUCAUCAAGCGGCUGGAGCAAUCGUCUGCAGCAAUCGUCCCGACCAUGAAAAUUGUCCUCCGGCGUGCCAGUCUCCGCGUUAUCAACCAGUCUUUGAUACCUACUCUCAUCAAGCGCGUACAGAAGGGGGAUCCAUCAGGCGAUGGUCAUGGCACCAGCCAAGCACAGCUCAACGCAAACAACGCACACGCCUUGUUAACGAUCAUCUCAAAGUAUCUACCAGCUCUGUACAAACCUCACGUGAACGAGCUCGCCAAGGGACUGGCAGAGGAUAAGAAUCCUCGAAUGGUGGAAGUGUGCUUACAGGCGCUCGCGAGCGUGGCCAAAGGCGACCCCAAUCUUGCUCCUUCGUACAAGAAGACAGCGGAGCGAGUCCAACGGUACGCUUUGUCCUCCAACAAACGGCAUAGCAAGUUCGCUGCCCGUUUGCUGGCCAUAUCUAAGAAUGCCGCGCAAUCAUGCCAACAAGUCGUUGACAACAUCGCGGACUCUCUCCCUGAGGCUGUCGACGAACAGCUUGUUGCAUAUGUCGCUGUGUUGCAACAGCUCGCGCAUAUGGCACCAGACGCGUUCGAGCAGAAGAGUGAUGUCAUCAUCGCCCACCUUUUGAAGGAAGUCCUCAUGGCUCCGUGCCCGCUUGAUGAGGACGCCAUGGAAGAUGACGCGGAGUGGAUGGAAGACUCUCAAUUGCCUCCACAACUUCAAGCAAAGCUCCUCUCGAUGAAGCUUUGCCGAAACCGGUGCCUUGCGCACGCGUCGUCAGACAACGCGUUGGAAAUUGCCACUCCAGUGCUCAAAAUGUUCAUCACCGUCAUCUCAAAUGGCGGCUCUUUCACGGCCGAAAGCGACGACAAGUCAGCGGCGAUAUCGUUGCUCCGUUUAUGUACGGUACAGAAGUUCGCCGAGGCUAUGUCUCGACAUUUCGUCACGCUCGCCGUGAUGGUCCAGGAUCCUUGCUUUCAAGUCCGCAUCUCGUUUUUGACGAAGUUAAUCAUCUUAUUGUCUCCGAGGAAACUGCCGCCUUACUUCAAUACCAUCCCUUUCCUCACUGUUCACGACCCGGACCCCGAGGUGAUUCAGUCGGCUAAAGCGUUCGUGGCGUUUGCGUCACGCACAUGGCCACCUUCGAUACGCUCAACAGAUUUGGAGUUGCUAUUUCUUCGCUUUCUACAUUUGCUUGCUCAUCAUCCCGACUUUGGUACCGACCAUGAACAAUUGCUUGAGAUGGCGAAAUAUUUGGACUUCUACAUCGAGCUCGUUGCGACGGAGGAGAACAUCUCUCUUCUCCAUCAUCUCGCUAUGAGAUGUAAGACGGUUAGGGAUGCUGAAUCCGACAGCGAGGUUGGUCUUGCGCCCAACGAUAAACCAUCCACGUAUUUAUGCAUGGCAACAGCCUCUGUAUAUCAUGAGCGAGUUGGCACAAGAGUUGCUGAAGGCCAAAGCUCAUACGCGGUCGUGGAGCAUUCAAACCUAUCCAGGCAAAAUCAGGCUACCAGGAGAUAUCUUCAAAUCCCUCCCUGA